AUGGCCAUAGGCGAUAAGUUUCUAUCGUUGGUUGUUUGCCAUCGAACCGGGUCUCAAGCUGCUCAAAACUUGGUCGGUCAUUUUUGGGCGAAAAUCAACCUCGGCGCACAAUCGAGGCCGAUGAGUAUCCGUGGUUGUCACUUUGGAUAUGAUGUAGGUCCUCAAAACCUCAAACCGGUCCCCAAAACCUCAAACCGGUAA
Molecule: messenger RNA, 201 nt
Organism: Dovyalis caffra
Lineage: Eukaryota; Viridiplantae; Streptophyta; Magnoliopsida; Malpighiales; Salicaceae
Source: the annotation of a GenBank genome assembly